AUGGCAGACACUGGAUGGAGUUGGCGCGGGAAGAUGCAAAGGCAAUUUAGUGGCACGCGGCGAUGGAAGGAAAUGAAAAACAUCCGCCGAACUUCCUCCACUGCGCCUCUCAAUCCCAAUAUCCCCAGACUUUCCCCUCCCCCAAUGGCCUCAGUAGCUCGGUCGCUGGGCCGCUCGGCCUUCUUUAUGGCCCGGAGAGGGCCUAUCGUCACCCCCUUCCGCCAAUUCUCCGUGACGCCCAUUUCCCUCGUCUCUGAAGAUCCGCUCGUCCCUGAGGAGCCCAAGCGCCCUCGUCCGCAGGACCUGCCCCCGGCACCCGAAUACUCGCCCGAUUUCCUCUCGAAAGAGGAGCGGGAGCAAUAUGACUUGAUGUCUCCGGAAGAGCGACAGGAGUUCGACGAAGCGAACCGUGCUCUUGUUUCCGAAUACAACGACCCCGAGGCCCGUGCCGCCAUGUUCGCCGAGCUCGACAAGGAAGUCUUCCAGAUCGAAAGACAAACAUAUCUGCGAUUCGAGGAACCGAAAAUCAGAUCGAACGGAUUCUGGGCGGAAGACGAACCAGACGAUUUGGCUCUCGUCGAGGACGGUGAUGAGGAUUUCAACGAUGACGAAAUGACGAGCAUGGCCUACGCACAACUCGAACAGCAUCGUGAAAUCAGAGAAUACGCUCGAAUCGCCGCUUGGGAUAUGCCAUUGCUGAGCAAGCUCGCCAAACCCUUCACUCUCCCUCCCGAAUCUCACAUCCUCCGCUUCCGCUACACGACAUACAUGGGCGAGCAGCACCCCGCCGAACCCAAGGUCGUCGUGGAGCUGUCGUCCAAAGAUCUGACCCCCAAAUACCUCACCGAAGCGCAACGCCAGACCUUCCUUAAACUCGUCGGUGUCCGCUACAACCCCCAAACCGAUAUUGUGCGCAUGUCCUGCGAGAAAUUCCCGCUUCGCGCCCAAAACAAGCGCUACCUUGGUGACACCAUCAAGUCGUUGAUCAAGGAAGCGAAGGAGGGUGACUCAUUCGCCGACAUCCCUCUCGAUCUGCGUCACCACAAGCCCAAGGUUACGCGCCGCUUCCCUGAGUCCUGGGUUAUGACGCCCGAGCGCAAGAAGCAGCUGGAGGCCACUCGUGCUGAGAGACAGCGUCAGCAGCAGGAGCGGGUGGACGGCAACAAGGUCGUUCUGCAGGCGGCGCGGACCCUGCCGGCUUUGAACCCUGCGUUGAACGCAAAGGCCACGGAAGAGCGGGAGAAGGUUGCGGUGAAGGUCAAUGCGAAGGCUCAGAAGAAGAGGGUUCGGGCGGCGCAUAUUUCGCACGGUUGUAUUAGACACUUUAUCUUAUGUCAAUGUAUUAUAUCUCAUUCAUCGUUAACUGGCACUUUACUUACUUUCUUACCUUUAUCGAUCCCGACAUUGUCCGAUCGUACCUAA
Molecule: messenger RNA, 1422 nt
Organism: Aspergillus niger
Lineage: Eukaryota; Fungi; Ascomycota; Eurotiomycetes; Eurotiales; Aspergillaceae
Product: mitochondrial 37S ribosomal protein mS35
Exons: 4
Coding region: 1-1422 (473 amino acids)
Biological process (GO): mitochondrial translation
Cellular component (GO): mitochondrial small ribosomal subunit
Molecular function (GO): structural constituent of ribosome
Source: RefSeq, a predicted model, not a curated record